AUGUCACCAACAAACAUGGCCACAACUGACGUAGGAGAUGAGUUGGAACUGACAUGUACUGCUAAUAUAGGAAGCUUUUCAGCAACCAUUAUUCGCUGGCAUAGAACUUCUGAAACUUCACCUAGCGAUGAAUUUAUUGACUAUCAACAGCCACAAGAUGAGAAUCCUUUCAUUGCAGGUACUGGCGUUUCAACGGCUGCUUUAGUGGGGGCUGUUGUUUCCGCACUAGUUGUUGGGAUUCUUUUAGGAGUGGUUUUAACAAAGUUUUAUCAACGUUUUAAAAGAACAGGAGACAGGACGAAUUAUCAGCCUCAACAAAUUGAGUUUCAAGAAACAGAGAUAAGUGAUGUGGCCCUGCCAGCGAAUACGUAUGAACAGCUUCAAAACAGAACGAAUACGGAGGGAAGAAUGACCUACGACUCGCUAAAUGUGAGUUCCAGUGAAUCACCAAUAAGCCCAAUAGAAUAUGAAGAUAUGGAUCAUGGAUCAAAAAUACCCCACACUUAUGCCGAUGUAAACUGAUAAUAUGGAUACAUUUUGAGAUGACUCCUGCUGACUUAAAGCAUAAUGAAAGUUAACAUCAUGAACACAUUAUUUAAUGAUAUUAUCUAGAUGUAUCACUUUGAGAUUUAUAAAUUCAACAACUA
Molecule: messenger RNA, 647 nt
Organism: Ruditapes philippinarum (Manila clam)
Lineage: Eukaryota; Metazoa; Mollusca; Bivalvia; Venerida; Veneridae
Exons: 6
Coding region: 1-522 (173 amino acids)
Source: RefSeq, a predicted model, not a curated record